Lodderomyces elongisporus is the source of this 1386-nucleotide messenger RNA. It is a transcript of the gene CDC11, whose product is annotated as septin. Gene Ontology annotation, cellular component: septin ring; septin complex; cytosol. Bases 1 to 1386 code for a protein of 461 amino acids. The record is from RefSeq and is a predicted model, not a curated record. Gene Ontology annotation, biological process: protein localization to bud neck; division septum assembly; actomyosin contractile ring assembly. Gene Ontology annotation, molecular function: GTP binding; GTPase activity; molecular adaptor activity. Lineage: Eukaryota; Fungi; Ascomycota; Pichiomycetes; Serinales; Debaryomycetaceae. The transcript has a single exon.
AUGAACUAUUCUAUGGAUCAAGGCAACGUCUCUUCUGCCGCAUUGAGAAAGAGAAAAACACUCAAGAAAUCAAUCAACUUCUCCAUUAUGAUUGUGGGUGAAAGCGGCUCCGGCAGAUCAACUUUGAUCAACACUUUGUGCGGAGGCAACUCCAUCGUACCCACCUCGUCUACAAUCAGAGAAGAUGCAUUCACCAAGAAAAUGAUGUUGAGACACGAAAAUGUCGAAUUGGAAGAUAAUGAUGGCCACAAAAUCAGCCUCAACAUCAUAGAUACACCAAACUUUGCCAACCAAAUCAAUUGCGAACAAGACUUUAGAGUUAUAGUAGACUUUAUCCGUCACCAAUUCGACGAGGUAUUGUUGGAAGAAAGCCGUGUUAAGCGUAACCCUAGAUUCAAAGAUGGAAGAAUCCACGUGUUGAUCUACUUGAUCAAUCCUACCGGUCAUGGCUUAUCUGAAAUAGACGUCAAGUUCCUCAAACAUAUCAAUAACUUGGUCAACAUCAUCCCCGUGAUCUCCAAAGCAGACUCCUUGACCCGCGAAGAAUUGAUGCUAAAUAAAAGAUUGAUCUUGGAAGACUUGGAAAAUUACGGCAUCAACUUUUACAAGUUUAACGAAUACGAAUACGAAAAGGACUACAUUGACGAUGAAAUAAUCGAGUACAACAAAUACUUGAACUCAUUGCUACCAUUUGCAAUCAUUGGGGCCAACGAGUACAGAAAAAACCCAGCAUUAAACAAACAGCACCAUUCAACUGGUGCUGGUGCUGAUAUUGAUGCUGAUGAUGACGAUGCAGACGAGAUUAUCAAAUUGAGAGUGUUGCAAAAGGACUUGAAGCCCAUCAACAUUGAUAAUCCCGAUAUCAAUGAUUUCACAAUAUUGAAAAACGUGAUAUUAAUCACCCAUUUGAACGAGUUCAAGGACUUGACUCAUGACCAAAUAUAUGAAAACUACAGAACAGAAGCAUUAUCUGGUAAACAAUUCCACUACAUGGACAAAGAAGCAGCAGACGGAGAAGACGGAAGCUAUAGAUCAUACACUACAAGCACGCAAAACUUGGCCGAGCAUGCUAAUGGAAAUGGCAACGCUGCUGCCAAUGGAAAUGGCGGUGUUGGUGGAAGCAGUGGCAGCAAUGGAUACAGCCAUGCUCGCAAUGGAUCAGAUAAUGUGGGCGGUCAAUCCUCAGAUUAUUUAAAGAAGGAGGAGCAAAUCAGAAUGGAAGAAGAAAGAUUGAGGAAAUUCGAGGAAAGAGUGCACCAGGAUUUGAUUACAAAGAGACAAGAGCUAUUAGAAAGGGAGAAUGAAUUGAAGGAAAUCGAAAAGAGAUUGUUGGCGGAAGGGUUGAAAUUGAAUGAAAAUGGUGAUGUCGUUAAAGUAGAUGAAUAA